Molecule: messenger RNA, 1318 nt
Organism: Opisthorchis viverrini
Lineage: Eukaryota; Metazoa; Platyhelminthes; Trematoda; Opisthorchiida; Opisthorchiidae
Exons: 2
Coding region: 1-1143 (380 amino acids)
Biological process (GO): glucose metabolic process; beta-D-galactose catabolic process via UDP-galactose, Leloir pathway
Molecular function (GO): aldose 1-epimerase activity; carbohydrate binding
Source: RefSeq, a predicted model, not a curated record
AUGUCCACUCAAGGUACUGGAGUUGUUGAGGAUUUCGGUGUAACCUCGGAUGGGCAACGAGUUCAGCUGGUCACCAUAAAGACAGAAAAUUUAUCAGGUAUCAACCGACCGGCCUGUCUAAAGGUCUGUACCUUUGGAGCUGCAAUCGUAUCUUGUUGUGUGCCUGGGCGCAAUUCCGAUGGAGCCCUGGAUAUGUUUGACGUGGUUCUUGGUUAUAGGGAUGCUGAGAGCUAUGAAACAAAUCCUCCCUACCUCGGUGUGAUCGUGGGCCGAGUAGCUGGACGGAUUGAGAAUGCACAAUUUACGAUACCAGGCACGGACAAGGUAGUCCGGCUGACAAGCAAUUCAGAUGAUCGUCACUGCGUGCAUGGAGGGAGGAAAGGCCUCUCCCGCGUACUUUGGGACAUUAGCGAGUUAACCGGACAGUCAAUCACCCUAACCCAUAUUUCACCUAACGAUGCAGACGGCUUCCCCGGUACAAUGCGGAUCGAAGUCAAGUAUACAUUCUGUCGUGUGGUACAGACAGUCGAACUCCGGAUUGAGUAUCAUGCCAGUUUGGUUCCGGUGCCUCAGACUGCCUGUCCGAUUAAUCUUACAAACCACACUCUAUGGAACCUAGCUGGCCACUCAUCAGGUCCGUCAUGUUUGGCCAAACACGAAGUUUUUAUUGACGCCGAGAAGUAUGUUGAGCUGGAACCGGUUGAGCUCAUCCCUACUGGUCGUCUUAUCUCUGUGGAAAAGGGUACUCCACAAGAUUUACGAAAUUUCCGCCCCGUCUUCUCAGGAAUAAACACCCUUGGUGACAGGAACAAUCCUGGCUACGACCUUUACUACGUUUUCAACGAAACUACCAUCAACAAACCCCGUGCCGCUGUAUUUUAUGCACCAUCCGGAAUCCGCCUGCGUGUCCACACAGAUCAACCCGGAGCUCAGUUUUACACAGGCCACUAUCUGGAUCCGAAAAUUGACCCUGUUGGGAAGCAUGGUCUUCCCUAUGAGGCGAGCUCAGGGUUAGCCUUAGAAGUACAAGGCUGGCCCAAUGCCUGCAACCAACCUAAUUUUCCGGCCCGGUUUCUUCAUUCUGGUGGUCCGGCUUACACGCAGAAUACUACGUACAUUUUGGACGUGUGCGACCAACUAUGAGGUAUGGUUGCAUUGUCAAGAAAACCCAGCCUGUAGUGGAUAUAGACAAUCAUGCAAAGCGACAUAACUUUUUUAAUUGAUUUUUUUACUCGAUUCCUCUUUUAUUUUGCAGCUGAUGUAUUUAGGAGACUUGAUACGCCAAAUUCACAUUCAUAAUAUAUAAUCCAUAGUUCUU